Penicillium pulvis is the source of this 1128-nucleotide messenger RNA. Its product is annotated as branched-chain amino acid aminotransferase. Gene Ontology annotation, biological process: branched-chain amino acid metabolic process. Bases 1 to 1128 code for a protein of 375 amino acids. Gene Ontology annotation, molecular function: branched-chain-amino-acid:2-oxoglutarate transaminase activity. The transcript is spliced from 2 exons. The record is from RefSeq and is a predicted model, not a curated record. NCBI's taxonomy places the organism in Eukaryota, Fungi, Ascomycota, Eurotiomycetes, Eurotiales, Aspergillaceae.
AUGUUUCCCCCACCACCCGCAGCUCUCGAUUGGAAGGACAUUGGCUUCAAAGUCCGCGACGUUCACGGCCAUGUUGAAUGCCACUUUUCUAAGUCUGGCGGAGGCAAGUGGUCUGCCCCACAAUUCGUCGCUUCGCCUUUCCUGUCCAUUCACGGUAUGGCGCCCGGCCUGAACUACGGACAGCAAGUCUAUGAAGGACUCAAAGCAUUCCGCCAUGCUGGAGAUAACAAGAUCACCAUCUUCCGACCGGAGCGCAAUGCAAAGCGAAUGCAGCAUUCUGCAGAGGUGGUCUCCAUCCCGCCUGUCCCCGAGGAGCUGUUUAUCGAGGCCGUCCAUCUAGCCGUGGCGGUCAAUGCCGAGUUUGUUCCGCCUCAUGAAUCCGGCGCUGCGAUGUACAUCCGACCUUUACUGUUUGGGUCUUCUGCGCAGCUGGGCCUGAGCCCACCCGAUGGGUAUACGUUUGCUGUGUUUGUCAUGCCCACCGGCGUCUACCAUGGAGCCAGUGCAGUCGAUGCCCUGAUCCUCGAGGACUUUGACCGAUCUGCUCCUCAUGGAACAGGAUCGGCGAAGGUCGGGGGUAACUAUGCCCCUGUACUACGUCACAGUGAUCGCGCGCGCAAUGAAGGUUUUGGUAUUACGCUGCACCUUGAUAGCGCGACACGAAGUGAGAUCGACGAAUUCUCGACAUCAGCCUUUAUUGGAGUUAAGGGCAGUGGUUCGGAUGUUACGAUUGUGCACCCCGAUAGUCCUAAUGCUAUCGACUCAGUCACCGCCGCAUCUGUGGGCGAGAUUGCCCGGAAGUUGGGCUUUCGUGUGGAGAAGCGCCGUGUUAGCUACGAUGAACUGGCUGGUUUUGACGAAGUGGUUGCGGCGGGUACAGCGGCCGCUCUGGUGCCGGUGCGGAGUAUCACUAUGCGGUCGAAGGGAAACAAGUUUGAAUAUCGUUCCGGAAACAAUAAUGAGGGCGGUGAGGUCUGUGUAAAACUUCUGCAGAAUCUACGCGGUAUUCAGUCGGGACAGAAAGAAGAUACAUUUGGGUGGAACUUUGAAGUGCAAGCUCCUCCCAAGGGAUGGAUGGAGGAUGGCAGCACCGAAAAAACGGAGUUCAGCGGAGCGAAUGUGCCUUGA